AUGGGUGUAUGUGUUAGUAGAAAGAUACAAAUUGAUCCAACUCUUGUCGAUGAAAUAAAUAAUAUUAUCGACAGUAGAAUUAUUCGUAUUCCAACAAAUUAUAUUAAAGAACAUGAUCGAAUUGUUAGUGAAAUGGAAAAAGCAUCACCUGAACAUUACGAAGGUUUAUUAUUUUCAGAAUAUCCAGAAAAAAAUUCCAAUGAAGUUCAUAAAUUAUCACUUAAAUAUGUUACUUCAGAAGAAGUCAAAAAAGAAAUUUCCGAUGAAACUUAUAAACAGAUCGAACCAAAAUUAGAAGAACAAAUCAAAGAUAAUAAUGCCGUUGUUCAAGAAUCUACACGACAAGCUGCACAAAAAUUAAUUGAACAGACAGUUGAGGAAUCUGUAGAUAUGAUUAGUGAAAAGAUAAAAACAGAUGAAAAACCAAGAAAACAAGAAAAUAAAUAA
Molecule: messenger RNA, 447 nt
Organism: Adineta ricciae
Lineage: Eukaryota; Metazoa; Rotifera; Eurotatoria; Adinetida; Adinetidae
Source: the annotation of a GenBank genome assembly